Molecule: messenger RNA, 2623 nt
Organism: Microcebus murinus (gray mouse lemur)
Lineage: Eukaryota; Metazoa; Chordata; Mammalia; Primates; Cheirogaleidae
Source: RefSeq, a predicted model, not a curated record
UCGGAGAAGGCUCCCGCCGCCCGGUGUGCGGAGGGCUUCGUGACCGCUUACGGCACUCCCCGGGUUCUAGUCCCCAGAGUCCAAUUCUUAUUUAAUAGCUAUCGAAUCCCCCACACCCUAGGUCCUAGACAGGGGAGCGUGCGGAGAUGAUUGGAAUUUCAGGAAGGAAUACUGUGAGGCCAGUGUAAACAGGUGUUGUCCUCGCUCCAGGAAGUGUGGUUCAUGGACCCGGUGCGUUGACAUCACCCAGGAGCUUAUUAGAAAUGCAGAAUCUCGCUCUGAGCCCAGACUUCCUGAAUCAAAAUCUGCAUUUUAACGAGAUCCCCAGGGAAUUCCUAAAGCCAUCAGACUGUGAGAAUGCGCCGUGCCAAAGAUACUUGGCCAGGAAAAAUGUUAACCAUAGAUUAAAUGGAUAGACAAGGUGGGAAAAGUGUGCAAUCCAAAUCCAAAUUGCUUUAAGUAUUUGUCACAGAUGCAUGCCCCAAAAUGUUAGGAUGAUUAUUCGUGGAUGGUGGCGUUAGAGGUGAUAUUUCUUUUUCUUUAAGGUUGGCAGAUUUAGCAAAUAAAAAUGCAGAACAAUUAUUUGUGAUGUAUUUGAAAUUCGAAUUUCAUUCGGUUCCUGUAUUUUAUCUGGGAAUCCUACUGCUUCCAGUUUCUUACAAAUCAAUGAGCACGUAUUGCUUUUGAAAUUAGACAAAGAAUGUAAAACUAGAAAAUGUAAACUAAGAUGAGGCUCUGUACGUGUCGUAAGCUUGAUUACCAUUUCUUCUUUAAAGCGGGGGUCUGCACGUGCUUAUCCAUUAUUUGCCUUCAGCACCAAGAUUGCUAAUUAUUAGCAGCGGCCACGUUACGCGGUGCUGUGUAAUGAAUCACACCUGAAUUGAAGGCGGAGCUCAACUGUUUGGGGGUCAAAUGACCUUAAGUAGGACACUUAACCUUUGCUAGCCUUAAAUUUACUUAUCUUUUAAAUGGGCAAAAGGAACCUGCCUAACUGGUGUAGUGGGGUUCAUGCACCAGGAACGCACUUUGUGAACCCUGAAGCACUAAGUCGUUAUAGUUUAUACCGUAAAUCAUUAAACAGCGGAAGCGCAGGAUUAUGGCAUCUUUGGAGGGGGGCGCUCUCCAACAGCGAGCGUAAACAAGUCUUUCCUGAAACGCCUACACAGUUUCACCCGGCCCCGGGGACUACUCCCACCUUACUCAGCUGGGGUUCUUUACACCGGGACUUCUUUCCUGCUUGGGCAACAUGAGGCUUUUCUUGUGGAACGCGAUCUUGAUGCUGCUAGUGACUUCUUUGAUUGGGGCUCUGAUCCCCGAGCCAGAAGUGAAAAUCGAAGUUCUCCAGAAGCCAUUCAUCUGCCAUCGCAAAACCAAAGGAGGGGAUCUGAUGUUGGUCCACUAUGAAGGCUAUUUAGAAAAGGACGGCUCUUUAUUUCACUCCACUCACAAACAUAACAACGGUCAGCCCAUUUGGUUUACCCUGGGCAUCCUGGAGGCUCUGAAAGGUUGGGACCAGGGUUUGAAAGGAAUGUGUGUAGGAGAGAAGAGAAAGCUCAUCAUUCCUCCUGCCCUAGGCUAUGGAAAAGAAGGAAAAGGUAAAAUUCCUCCAGAGAGUACACUGAUAUUCAACAUUGAUCUCCUAGAGAUUCGAAAUGGACCAAGAUCCCAUGAAUCCUUCCAAGAAAUGGAUCUUAAUGAUGACUGGAAACUCUCUAAAGAUGAGGUUAAAGUGUAUUUAAAGAAGGAAUUUGAGAAGCAUGGUGCAGUGGUAAAUGAAAGUCAUCAUGAUGUUUUGGUGGAGGAUAUUUUUGAUAAAGAAGAUGAAGAUAAAGAUGGAUUUAUAUCUGCCAGAGAAUUUACAUAUAAACAUGAUGAGUUAUAGUGCUAUGUCUACCCAUUUUAUAUAGUAUCCAUCCUAAAAGAGAGGGUAAUCAUCUUUAAAGAAAGUUUUAUUUUUUAACAAUACUCUGUUCUCGCUUUUGUUUUUUAUUUUUAUAUAUUUUUUCUGACUCUUAUUUAAAGAACCCAUUUCUUUCUGGUAAGUUAUUGGGAAGAAAAAAUUAAUUUGAAUAGAAGACUUCUGGACUAUUUUCCACUUUUAUAUAUGAAGAUUUUUUUUUUUUUUUUUUACUUUCUUAGUUGUCAUUUAAAACUAUUGCAACUGGGAACAUACCAUAACAUGAGACCAACUUACAGCGCAAAUCAGCACCCUGUAUUUCUGCCUCCCACUAUUUUCUCCAAGUUAGAGACUGACAUAUUUGAAAAGCCUUUUGCAAUAGCCCAAAGCUUGCUAUUUUCAUGUUAUAAUGAAAUAGUUCAUCUUUUACUGCCUCCGAGUCUCUGCUUGAGGACAAAAGGAAAAUUGUUAUUGGACUUUACUUGGUAACAGCUACUGCUUCACUAAGGAGAUGUGCAAUGCUGAAGUUGGGAACAAAGUUAAUAACUUAUGUAAAUAUGUAUGCGUUGAAACAUUCUGCCUAUGACUUAAGCUGCAUAAAGUUCAGCUCCUAGUAACUAAUGGCCUAUUAUGAUAAAUAGGACAAAUCAUUUAUGUGUUUGUUUCUUUGUAAUUUAUCAAAAUACUGUAGCCAACAUAGAGAGUAGUAUUUAUAUUCAACGUUUA